This is a messenger RNA of Marmota flaviventris (yellow-bellied marmot), 2925 nucleotides long. RefSeq names its product BicC family RNA binding protein 1 (gene Bicc1). NCBI's taxonomy places the organism in Eukaryota, Metazoa, Chordata, Mammalia, Rodentia, Sciuridae. Gene Ontology annotation, cellular component: cytoplasm. The record is from RefSeq and is a predicted model, not a curated record. Gene Ontology annotation, molecular function: RNA binding; protein binding.
AUGGCCGCCCAGGGCGAGCCCGGCUACCUGGCGGCACAGUCGGACCCGGGCUCCAACAGUGAGCGCAGCACCGAUUCGCCCAUGCCCGGGUCCGAGGACGACUUGGUCGCCGGAGCGCCCUUGCACAGCCCCGAGUGGAGCGAAGAGCGCUUCCGCGUGGACAGGAAGAAACUUGAGGCCAUGUUACAAGCUGCAGCUGAAGGAAAAGGCAGAAGUGGGGAAGACUUUUUUCAGAAGAUCAUGGAAGAAACAAAUACUCAGAUUGCUUGGCCUUCCAAACUGAAGAUUGGCGCCAAAUCCAAGAAAGAUCCCCAUAUUAAGGUUUCUGGAAAGAAAGAAGAUGUUAAAGAAGCCAAGGAAAUGAUCAUGUCUGUCUUAGACACAAAAAGCAAUCGGGUCACAUUGAAGAUGGAUGUUUCACAUACAGAGCACUCACACGUGAUUGGCAAAGGUGGCAACAAUAUCAAAAAAGUGAUGGAAGAAACAGGGUGUCACAUCCACUUUCCAGAUUCCAACAGGAAUAACCAAGCAGAGAAAAGCAACCAGGUAUCUAUAGCAGGACAACCAGCAGGAGUAGAAUCUGCCAGAGUUAGAAUUCGGGAGCUGCUUCCUUUGGUGCUGAUGUUUGAGUUACCAAUUGCUGGAAUUCUUCAACCAGUUCCCGAUCCUAAUUCCCCCUCUAUUCAGCACAUAUCACAAACGUACAACAUAUCAGUAUCAUUUAAACAGCGUUCCCGAAUGUAUGGUGCUACUGUCAUAGUACGAGGGUCUCAGAAUAACACUAGUGCUGUGAAGGAAGGAACUGCCAUGCUGUUAGAACAUCUUGCUGGGAGCUUAGCAUCCGCUAUUCCUGUGAGCACGCAAUUAGACAUUGCAGCCCAACAUCAUCUCUUUAUGAUGGGUCGAAAUGGGAGCAACAUCAAACAUAUCAUGCAGAGAACGGGUGCUCAAAUCCACUUUCCUGAUCCCAGUAAUCCACAGAAGAAAUCCACCGUCUACCUCCAGGGCACCAUUGAGUCUGUUUGUCUUGCAAGGCAAUAUCUCAUGGGUUGUCUUCCUCUUGUGCUGAUGUUUGAUAUGAAGGAAGAAAUUGAAGUAGACCCACAGUUCAUUGCUCAGUUGAUGGAACAGCUUGAUGUCUUUAUCAGCAUUAAACCAAAGCCAAAGCAGCCUAGCAAGUCUGUGAUUGUGAAAAGUGUUGAGCGAAAUGCCUUAAAUAUGUAUGAAGCAAGGAAAUGUCUCCUCGGACUUGAAAGCAGUGGGGUUACCAUAGCAACCAGUUCAUCCCCAGCAUCGUGCCCUGCCGGCCUGGCAUGUCCCAGCCUGGAUAUCUUAGCUUCAGCAGGCCUCGGACUCACUGGACUAGGUCUUCUGGGGCCAACCACCUUAUCGCUAAACACUUCAACAAACCCGAACUCACUCCUGAAUGCUCUUAAUAGCUCAGUCAGUCCCUUGCAAAGUCCAAGUUCUGGCACGCCCAGCCCCACGUUAUGGGCACCCCCACUUGCUAAUACUUCAAGUGCCACAGGUUUCUCUGCCAUACCACACCUUAUGAUCCCAUCUACCGCGCAAGCCACAUUAACCAAUAUUUUAUUAUCUGGAGUGCCCACCUAUGGGCACACAGCUCCAUCACCCCCUCCUGGCUUGACUCCUGUUGAUGUUCAUAUCAACAGUAUGCAGACAGAAGGCAAAAAAAUCACCGCUUCUUUAAAUGGACAUGCACAGUCUCCAAAUAUAAAAUAUGGUGCAAUAUCAACUUCAUCACUUGGAGAAAAAGUGCUAAGUGGGAAUCAUGGCGAUCCAUCCAUCCAGACAACUGGGUCUGACCAGGCUUCUCCCAAAUCAAAUCCUUCAGAAGGUUGUAAUGAUGCUUUUGUUGAAGUAGGCAUGCCUCGAAGUCCUUCCCAUUCUGGAAAUACUGGUGACUUAAAACAGAUGAUGGGUCACUCCAAGGUUUCCUGUGCCAAGAGGCAGACAGUAGAGCUAUUGCAAGGCACGAAAAACUCACACUUACACAGCACUGACAGGUUGCUCUCAGACCCUGAACUGAGUACUGCAGAAAGCCCUGUAGCUGAUAAGAAGGCUCCAGGAAGUGAACGUGCAGCAGAGAGGGCAGCAGCUGCCCAGCAAAACUCUGAAAGGGCCCGCCUUGCCCCACGUCCAUCAUAUAUCAACAUGCAGGCAUUUGAUUAUGAACAAAAGAAGCUAUUAGCAACCAAAGCUAUGUUAAAGAAACCAGUGGUGACAGAGGUCAGAACACCUACAAAUACCUGGAGUGGCCUAGGGUUUUCUAAAUCCAUGCCGGCUGAAACUAUCAAGGAGCUGAGAAGAGCCAACCAUGUGUCCUAUAAGCCCACAAUGAUGACCACGUAUGAGGGCUCAUCAGUGUCCCUCUCACGGUCCAACAGUCGUGAGCACUUGGGAAGCGGAAGCGAAUCUGACAACUGGAGAGACCGAAAUGGAAUAGGACCCGCAAGUCACAGUGAAUUUGCGGCUUCUGCUAGCAGCCCCAAGCGUAAACAAAACAAAUCAACGGAACACUAUCUCAGCAGUAGCAAUUACAUGGACUGCAUUUCCUCGCUGACAGGAAGCAAUGGCUGUAACCUGAGCAGCUCUUUUAAAGGCUCUGACCUCCCAGAGCUUUUCAGCAAACUGGGCCUGGGCAAAUACACAGACGUCUUCCAGCAACAAGAGAUUGAUCUUCAGACAUUCCUCACUCUCACAGAUCAGGAUCUGAAGGAGCUGGGAAUUACUACUUUUGGUGCCAGGAGGAAAAUGCUGCUUGCAAUCUCAGAACUAAAUAAAAACCGAAGAAAGCUCUUUGAACCACCAAAUGCACGCACCUCUUUCCUGGAAGGUGGAGCAAGUGGGAGGUUACCGCGUCAGUACCACUCAGACAUGGCCAGUGUCAGUGGCCGCUGGUAG